Molecule: messenger RNA, 842 nt
Organism: Solanum dulcamara
Lineage: Eukaryota; Viridiplantae; Streptophyta; Magnoliopsida; Solanales; Solanaceae
Product: thioredoxin-like protein Clot
Exons: 2
Coding region: 151-543 (130 amino acids)
Cellular component (GO): cytosol
Molecular function (GO): protein-disulfide reductase [NAD(P)H] activity
Source: RefSeq, a predicted model, not a curated record
GUACAGUGAACUAAUAGGAAAAAUGGAAGAAAGGGCAAUUAUAUAGGAGAGAAAAUAUACGUUUUCUUUUUCUUUCUUGGGAAUAAAUUCAACCUAAUCCUUAAGCCUACCAGAACUAGGGGUAACUGAAAUCGAAUUGCAGCAGUAAGAAUGCCGUUGAAGGUGUUGGACGCAACCAUAGCAACUUUUGAUGGAGUUUUCGAAAAGUUUAGAGCAGAGUCGCCCAUAAACAAAGCUAAUUUCAUCCUAUUCCUGGCUGAUAUAGACCCUUCUACCAACCUUAGUUGGUGCCCUGAUUGUGUAAGAGCUGAACCUGUGAUAUACAAGAAACUGGAAGCAUCAUCUGAUAAUAUAGCACUGCUGAGGGCUUAUGUCGGGGACAGACCGACUUGGAGGACUCCACAGCACCCAUGGCGAGUAGAUGGGAGGUUCAAACUCAAAGGGGUUCCAACCUUCAUCCGGUGGGAAAAUGAUGCAAUCAAAGGUCGACUUGAAGACCAUGAAGCACACAUUGAUCACAAAAUUGGUUCCCUUCUGAAUUAAAAUUAAGUGUCCCAUUACUUCAAGGGGAUACUUUAGAUUAUGAGAGUGUCUUAAUAAAAUAUGUCGAGCGUGAUUGGCCGUGAAUAUGAUGACUCCAGUGCUAGUGGUAGCGGCAAAAACUAGUGCUUCUUGUUUUACUCUUGCUUUCUCGGUGAUAAAUUCGUUUACCUUUUAAUGUUAUUUUGGAAAAAUGUAUUUCAUGAGUAUUAUUUAUAUUUUUGACGUUUAUUGUCCAAGAAUUAAGUUGUGUUGGUGUUGUUGCUCUUCUUCUCCUUGCAAUUGAAGUCCAGUGUUCAGUA